GGGGGGUCAUCAAGACUGCUUGAUGAGUGUUGUUCGCUCCUUGAAGGACAUUUGCAUUGAGGAUUAAAGCAGUGAGUCUGUUGAUUUGGAAAUGGACCGUUUGAGCUCCUUUAGCAAUGAUCCCUCCGAUAAGCCACCCUGCAGAGGCUGCUCCUCCUACCUCAUGGAGCCAUACAUCAAAUGUGCUGAAUGUGGGCCACCUCCUUUUUUCCUCUGCUUGCAGUGUUUCACUCGAGGAUUUGAGUACAAGAAACAUCAAAGUGAUCACACUUAUGAAAUAAUGACCUCAGAUUUUCCUGUUCUUGACCCCUGUUGGACAGCUCAAGAAGAAAUGGCUCUUUUAGAAGCUGUGAUGGACUGUGGCUUUGGAAAUUGGCAAGAUGUAGCCAAUCAGAUGUGUACCAAGACCAAGGAGGAGUGUGAGAAACAUUAUAUGAAGCAUUUCAUCAAUAAUCCUCUGUUUGCAUCCACCCUGCUCAACUUGAAGCAAGCAGAGGAGGCCAAAACUGCUGACACCGCCAUCCCGUUCCAUGCUACAGAUGACCCUCCCCGACCUACCUUUGAUUCUUUGCUUUCUCGGGACAUGGCAGGAUACAUGCCAGCUCGAGCAGAUUUCGUUGAGGAAUUUGACAAUUAUGCAGAAUGGGACUUGAGAGACAUCGAUUUUGUUGAAGAUGACUCAGACAUAUUACAUGCUCUGAAGAUGGCUGUAGUUGAUAUCUAUCAUUCCAGGUUAAAGGAGAGACAGAGGCGGAAAAAAAUUAUUCGUGAUCAUGGAUUAAUCAACCUUAGGAAGUUUCAGUUAAUGGAGCGGCGGUAUCCCAAAGAGGUUCAAGAACUUUAUGAAACUAUGAGGCGAUUUGCAAGGAUUGUGGGUCCAGUGGAACAUGACAAGUUCAUCGAAAGCCAUGCAUUGGAAUUUGAACUUCGAAGGGAAAUCAAGAGGCUGCAGGAAUACCGGACUGCAGGCAUUACCAGUUUCUGUAGUGCCAGGACCUAUGAUCACCUGAAGAAGACACGGGAGGAGGAGCGUCUGAAGCGUACCAUGCUCUCCGAGGUCCUCCAGUACAUCCAGGACAGCAGUGCAUGCCAGCAGUGGCUGCGCCGGCAGGCUGACAUUGAUUCUGGUCUGAGCCCUUCCCUUCCGAUGGCCUCAAAUUCAGGUAGAAGAAGUGCACCACCUCUGAACCUCACUGGCCUUCCCGGCACAGAGAAGCUGAAUGAAAAAGAAAAGGAGCUCUGUCAGAUCGUGAGGUUGGUCCCAGGAGCCUAUUUAGAAUAUAAAUCUGCUCUGUUGAAUGAAUGCAACAAGCAAGGAGGCCUGAGACUGGCCCAGGCGAGAGCGCUCAUCAAGAUAGACGUGAACAAGACCCGGAAAAUCUAUGAUUUCCUCAUCCGAGAAGGCUACAUCACUAAAGCCUGAGGCCCAAAAAACUUGGGAUCAGAAAUCCAAGUUUGAAAUGUGGUGGGCCAAAGGGCACUCACUGCAGGGCAUUCGCGAGAGCUUUUUGAACUGAGUUCUCAUUCUGAAAAGAGAGAAGAACAGAGGAGCCUCCGGUGGUAUUGAUGUCUGCCUUCUGCUCCAGCUCGCUUUCAAAUGCUCCCGUUGUUGGGAUUGUGCUGCAGAGUUCUGUGCUAGAUAAGUUAUUAUUAAACGUGAGUGGGCAUUCAUUCCUAACACCUCUUGUAACUAAAGCAAGAGCCAUAGUACCUUACAUCACAGUGUUGGUAGAAAUAGAACUAAACCACAGUAUUUAGUCCCAGGAAUCCAGCUCAGAUCCUUGUCCUUGGAAGGUUGGUUUUCUGCCUUCCUUGCCUUCAGACAUUACAGAUAGAUUUAAAGUACAGGGGGGGAAA
This is a messenger RNA of Suncus etruscus (white-toothed pygmy shrew), 1857 nucleotides long. RefSeq names its product transcriptional adaptor 2A (gene TADA2A). Gene Ontology annotation, biological process: chromatin remodeling; regulation of transcription by RNA polymerase II. Gene Ontology annotation, cellular component: SAGA-type complex; nucleus. The coding region runs from base 92 to 1423 and encodes 443 amino acids. The transcript has 15 exons. NCBI's taxonomy places the organism in Eukaryota, Metazoa, Chordata, Mammalia, Eulipotyphla, Soricidae. The record is from RefSeq and is a predicted model, not a curated record. Gene Ontology annotation, molecular function: zinc ion binding; protein binding; transcription coactivator activity.